GUGUCAAGAAAUAUCGGUAGUCCAAAAAUAAGGAAAUUUUGAUGAAAAUAUCGAGAUAAUAUCGAUACUUUAGACCUUACUUUUGAGUAUGAACUCCUACUCAUAUUUUGAGUAGCCAAAUAUUGUUCUAUGUUUAAUAUAUAGAUGUAUAUAAAGGAAAUUAAGAAAAAAAAAUAAAAAGAAAUAAAAUUAAAAAAAACCCCAUUUUGCUUCCAAUUCCUUCUACUUUCUUCCCUUCUCAAAAAUGAAAAAUCCUCACUUUCUCUAAAACCAACUCUCAAAAGCCUCCAUCUUUAAACCAAUCUUUCCAGAGAAUCCGAGAGAAAGCGAAGGCAAAAGGAUAUGAACUCAAAAACCGAAAGGCUGGUGAGGAGGACGACCAUGGUGUCCACUGUCACUGCUGCCUAUUUCCUCUUGACUGCUGAUUACGGCUCCGAGCCCAACGCUCUCGACCCUAUUAAGAAAGCUAUACAGUCUGCAGAAGGUUCUGUUAAAGACUUCAUUUUCAGAUCAAAGAGUCCACCUCAGGAAAGCAAAAUCGAGAAGCUGGGCGCUACUGAUGCAAAGGACCGUCCUUAGUUUAAUGGGCAGUUGACUGUGUAUAGAAAGAUCGUCGGUCUGAGAAUGAUGUUACAGUUCUGUUAAGUUUCUAUGGGGUGAUAUUUGGACCUUGUGUACCUUUUGCAGAAAGAUAGUUUCAUGUUUGGUUUUAUGUAUGACAUUCUCCUUGCUGCUGAUAUAGAACCCAACUCAGUGCGGAUAUGUUUAUGAUGUUCACUAUAUUACGUGUUAUAAAUCGUACAAUCCCGGGUUGAAGGACCCAAUUGUCCAA
This is a messenger RNA of Malus domestica (apple), 832 nucleotides long. RefSeq lists its product as uncharacterized. The record is from RefSeq and is a predicted model, not a curated record. Lineage: Eukaryota; Viridiplantae; Streptophyta; Magnoliopsida; Rosales; Rosaceae.